This is a messenger RNA of Brachypodium distachyon (stiff brome), 1230 nucleotides long. Its product is annotated as acyl transferase 7. NCBI's taxonomy places the organism in Eukaryota, Viridiplantae, Streptophyta, Magnoliopsida, Poales, Poaceae. The record is from RefSeq and is a predicted model, not a curated record. The transcript has 2 exons. The coding region runs from base 30 to 848 and encodes 272 amino acids.
UCAUAACCAAUGGAGAUGCGACAUGUGGCAUGCCAGUUCAUUUGUUUAUUUUACACAUAGACCCCCGCGCUGUUUCCCUUACACAAAAUAACCCCUCCGAAUCAAAUCCCCAAAUCGCUUGCACAAAGACCAGUUCGACGAGUAGGGGCAACCCGGAGAGCGCGCCCCUUCCUGCCUCCGCAGGGGAAGGACGAGCUGCUGCUGCACCCAAUUUACCCCUGCCGCAGACCCUCUUCCCGAAGCUAAUCCUUCUUGUCCUGGAGGUGAUGCAGUUCGCGUGCGGCGGCUUCGUGGUCGGGUUCCGGUUCAGCCACGCCGUGGCGGACGGGCCCGGUGCGGCCCAGUUCACGACGGCGGCCGGCGAGAUCGCGCCCGGGCGGGCCGGGCCGUCAGUUAAAGCGGCGUGGGGCCGCGAGGCGAUCCCGACGGAGCUCCGGCUCCAGUACUUGGCCAUGGACAUCUCCACGGACUACAUCGAGCACUUCAAGGCCCGGUUCCUGGAGCACGCUGGCCCCAAGUGCAGCGCGUUCGAGGUGCUGAUCGCCAAGGCGUGGCAGGCCAGGACCCGUGCCGCCCGGUUCGCGUGCGGCACCCCCGUCCAUGUCUGCUUCGCCAUGAACGCGCGCUCGGCGCUGCCAACAUCGCCGCGCGCGAUCCCGGACGGGUUCUACGGCUAUUGCUACUACAUCAUGCGCGUGUCGGCGCCCGCCGAGGCCGUUUCGGACGCACCGCUGCACGACGUGGUCCGGCUCAUCCACGACGGGAAGAAGCGGCUCCCUUCCGAGUUCGCGAGGUGGAGCCGCGGCGAGAUGAAUGACGGGGAUGGGGACCCGAAUCAGAUCACGUAGGACUGCCGAACGCUGCUGGUGUCCGCCUGCCUCCACAGCCGGUGUCGUCGGCAUACAUCGCGCCGCCGACGGACCAUGGACAGCCGCACAUGCAGCUGGGGCCGUGCCCUCCGGGUCGCCCCUACUCGAACGGGUUUUUGUGUAAGCAAUUUGGGGAUUUGAUUCGGAGGGAUUUUUUGUGUAAGGGAAACAAUGGGGGUGGGGGUGUGGGGGGUGUCCUAGCCUAAAAUGAACAAGUCAACCAGCACACCAUGUGUCGCUCUCCCAUUGGCUAUGACCAGACGUGCACCCGCAAGUCAAGUUGUUGUACCACCUGACCCCAUUUUGCAAGUUGUUGUACUAAACUGUUCGCGCAAUACAAGUUCUUGCACCUCCGGUGUUA